Fusarium proliferatum ET1 is the source of this 162-nucleotide messenger RNA. RefSeq lists its product as uncharacterized. The coding region runs from base 1 to 162 and encodes 53 amino acids. The transcript is spliced from 2 exons. NCBI's taxonomy places the organism in Eukaryota, Fungi, Ascomycota, Sordariomycetes, Hypocreales, Nectriaceae. The record is from RefSeq and is a predicted model, not a curated record.
AUGUAUCACUGUAAACACGGGAUCUUUUUCGUACGAUGGUCCCCCAAGCCAAGACAAGCCCAGGGCUUUUGGCUUUUGCUUUUAGCGGCUCAAGGAAUCAAGGAAGCGAGCAGAUGGAUGGUCCAUCGAGCGAGUAUUCCUUGUCCGGGUCAGUCGGAUUGA